Oikopleura dioica is the source of this 1653-nucleotide messenger RNA. NCBI's taxonomy places the organism in Eukaryota, Metazoa, Chordata, Appendicularia, Copelata, Oikopleuridae. The record is from the annotation of a GenBank genome assembly.
AUGAAAUUUCUUUCGGCAUUUUUUCUUGGAAAUGCGCUAACGAAUGCAGCUGAUAGAUUUCUGCCGCCGUGGCAGUACGAUGGCACGGUUUGGCCUUUGCCGCAGAGUAUGGCGGUGACGCAGGAAUUUCAAAUUUUAGAUGCAAAUAUCCAGUUUGUUCUGACUCCUGAGUCGCCCCAAUGCGACAUUAUCCCCGACAUCUUCCAGCGAUACCAAGAUCUGAUCCGUUCCCACUUCAAAAUCGCCAGUUCUAGUUCCAAAAAGCUCAAGUUCUCAGCCUCCUCUGCCGCUGGAAUCAUCGACACAAUCGAGGUCAAAAUCAUCAACUGCGAAAACUACCCUUCUCAAAAUAUGAACGAAUCGUACACCCUUCAAGUCGGCUCUCCAACGCCCGAGAAAGUUGAAUUGACAGCCAGUGCCGAGUGGGGAGUAAUUCAUGGACUGGAGAGCUUCACGCAGAUGAUUCACAAUAUUGACUACCGACCGAGUGUAAACUCGACCAUGAUUACCGACUGGCCGAGAUUUCCCUUCAGAGGAUUUUUAAUUGACACUUCCCGACAUUAUCUUCCUAUUUCCGUCAUCAAAGCUCAGAUCACCGCUCUUUCUUGGAAUAAGAUGAAUAUUCUUCACUGGCAUAUUGUCGACCUGCAAAGCUUCCCUUAUGAAUCGCAAGUGUUGCCCGAACUCAGCUUCCUUGGAUCUUACACGCCACUCCAUGUCUACACCAUUCACGAAAUCAAAGACAUCAUCGAAUUCGCCCGCCUAAGAGGAGUCCGAGUUGUUCCAGAGUUCGACACUCCCGGUCAUACCGACGCUUGGGGACCCGGCGGUGGCCCGAAAUUCUUGACUCCUUGCUACCGCAAUGGCGAGCCCGACGGAAGCCACGGGCCAAUCAACCCCAUCUACCAAGAAAACUACGAUCUCAUGCGAAAACUAUUCACCGAAGUCAACGAAGUCUUUCGCGAUAGCUACCUGCAUCUCGGCGGCGAUGAAGUUCCAUUUGGCUGCUGGAAGUCUAACCCAGAUAUAACUGCGUAUAUGGCGAAGAAUAAUUUGACUACAUAUGCUCAGCUAGAACAAGUUUGGGUCCAAGGAAUGGUUGACAUUGCACAUGACUUGAAGAAGAACUACGUUGUUUGGGAAGAAGUAUUUGUCAAUGGCGUGAAAAUCUCAAAUGAAACCGUCGUUGAAGUUUGGAAGGGAAGAUCUGGAACAUGGAAGGACACCAUGAAUGCUGUCACGAAAUCUGGCCACAAAGCCAUUCUCGCCUCCCCUUGGUAUCUCAAUAUCAUCUCAUACGGUGUUGAUUGGGAAGGAUACUACGUUAUCGAACCAACUGACUUCAACGGCACCGCUGAGCAGAACAAACUUGUCAUGGGCGGUUCAGCGGCGAUGUGGGGCGAAUUCGUCGACGGAACGAACAUUCUUCAGCGAAUCUGGCCCCGCGCUAGCGCUGUCGCCGAGCGGCUUUGGAGCGACAAGUCAGUGAACCAGCCCGGCCCAGCGCGAUGGCGAUUGAACGAGUGGCGCUGCAAAAUGCUCGCCCGAGGUCUUCCUGCUCAGCCAGCGAUUCAGAAUCCAAACGUCAAUCCUAAUUUCGGAUACUGCCCUUAUCCAUUUGAUCCUUUCAACAAUGCCCAUUACCUUUUCUAA